Molecule: messenger RNA, 5587 nt
Organism: Rattus norvegicus (Norway rat)
Lineage: Eukaryota; Metazoa; Chordata; Mammalia; Rodentia; Muridae
Source: RefSeq, a predicted model, not a curated record
GCCCCAUUACUGUCAGCGUUGAGCCGCACCCCUCCGGGCCGCACUUCCUCUCUCAGUCCCCGCUGCCGGAGAGCCCCGCUAGGCUCGGUGAUCCUAGCCUGCAGUUUGCCGCCGCUACACCUUGGCUUCAGCCUGCGGGCCCCUCUCCAUCACCUUCUCCAGGUCCCAGCCAGGCCUGCCCCUGCGGUAUGAGAGAGGAACCUUAACAUCUCCAUCUCUACAGAGGUUUCAGCUGUAAGGAGCAUCCUCCUCUCUCAGGAUGACUUCAGCCUCCAGCCCCCCAGCUUUCAGGCUGGAGACUUCCGAUGGAGAUGAAGAGGGCAAUGCUGAGGUGAACAAGGGGAAGCAGGAACCGCCCCCCAUGGAGUCACCAUUCCAGAGGGAGGACCGGAAUUCCUCCCCUCAGAUCAAAGUGAACCUCAACUUCAUAAAGAGACCUCCUAAAAACACUUCUGCUCCCAGCCAGCAGGAGCCAGAUCGGUUUGACCGUGACCGACUCUUCAGUGUGGUCUCCCGGGGUGUCCCCGAGGAACUGACUGGACUGCUAGAAUACCUGCGCUGGAACAGCAAGUACCUCACUGACUCUGCAUACACAGAAGGCUCCACUGGAAAGACGUGCCUGAUGAAGGCUGUGCUGAACCUUCAGGAUGGGGUCAAUGCCUGCAUCAUGCCGCUGCUGCAGAUUGACAAGGAUUCCGGCAAUCCCAAGCCCCUCGUCAAUGCCCAGUGCAUCGAUGAGUUCUACCAAGGCCACAGUGCGCUGCACAUCGCCAUAGAGAAGAGGAGCCUGCAGUGCGUGAAGCUGCUGGUAGAGAAUGGAGCGGAUGUUCACCUCCGAGCCUGUGGCCGCUUCUUCCAAAAGCACCAAGGAACUUGUUUCUAUUUUGGAGAGCUACCUCUUUCUCUGGCUGCGUGCACCAAGCAGUGGGAUGUGGUGACCUACCUCCUGGAGAACCCACACCAGCCGGCCAGCCUGGAGGCCACCGACUCCCUGGGCAACACAGUCCUGCAUGCUCUGGUAAUGAUUGCAGAUAACUCGCCUGAGAACAGUGCCCUGGUGAUCCACAUGUACGACGGGCUUCUACAAAUGGGGGCGCGCCUCUGCCCCACUGUGCAGCUUGAGGAAAUCUCCAACCACCAAGGCCUCACACCCCUGAAACUAGCCGCCAAGGAAGGCAAAAUCGAGAUUUUCAGGCACAUUCUGCAGCGGGAAUUCUCAGGACCGUACCAGCCCCUUUCCCGAAAGUUUACUGAGUGGUGUUACGGUCCUGUGCGGGUAUCGCUGUACGACCUGUCCUCUGUGGACAGCUGGGAAAAGAACUCGGUGCUGGAGAUCAUCGCUUUUCAUUGCAAGAGCCCGAACCGGCACCGCAUGGUGGUUUUAGAACCACUGAACAAGCUUCUGCAGGAGAAAUGGGAUCGGCUCGUCUCAAGAUUCUUCUUCAACUUCGCCUGCUACUUGGUCUACAUGUUCAUCUUCACCGUCGUUGCCUACCACCAGCCUUCCCUGGAUCAGCCAGCCAUCCCCUCAUCAAAAGCGACUUUUGGGGAAUCCAUGCUGCUGCUGGGCCACAUUCUGAUCCUGCUUGGGGGUAUUUACCUCUUACUGGGCCAGCUGUGGUACUUUUGGCGGCGGCGCCUGUUCAUCUGGAUCUCAUUCAUGGACAGCUACUUUGAAAUCCUCUUUCUCCUUCAGGCUCUGCUCACAGUGCUGUCCCAGGUGCUGCGCUUCAUGGAGACUGAAUGGUACCUACCCCUGCUAGUGUUAUCCCUAGUGCUGGGCUGGCUGAACCUGCUUUACUACACACGGGGCUUUCAGCACACAGGCAUCUACAGUGUCAUGAUCCAGAAGGUCAUCCUUCGAGACCUGCUCCGUUUCCUGCUGGUCUACCUGGUCUUCCUUUUCGGCUUUGCUGUAGCCCUAGUAAGCUUGAGCAGAGAGGCCCGAAGUCCCAAAGCCCCUGAAGAUAACAACUCCACAGUGACGGAACAGCCCACGGUGGGCCAGGAGGAGGAGCCAGCUCCAUAUCGGAGCAUUCUGGAUGCCUCCCUAGAGCUGUUCAAGUUCACCAUUGGUAUGGGGGAGCUGGCUUUCCAGGAACAGCUGCGUUUUCGUGGGGUGGUCCUGCUGUUGCUGUUGGCCUACGUCCUUCUCACCUACGUCCUGCUGCUCAACAUGCUCAUUGCUCUCAUGAGCGAAACUGUCAACCACGUUGCUGACAACAGCUGGAGCAUCUGGAAGUUGCAGAAAGCCAUCUCUGUCUUGGAGAUGGAGAAUGGUUACUGGUGGUGCCGGAGGAAGAAACAUCGUGAAGGGAGGCUGCUGAAAGUCGGCACCAGGGGGGAUGGUACCCCUGAUGAGCGCUGGUGCUUCAGGGUGGAGGAAGUAAAUUGGGUUGCUUGGGAGAAGACUCUUCCCACCUUAUCUGAGGAUCCAUCAGGGCCAGGCAUCACUGGUAAUAAAAAGAACCCAACCUCUAAACCGGGGAAGAACAGUGCCUCAGAGGAAGACCAUCUGCCCCUUCAGGUCCUCCAGUCCCCCUGAUGGCCCAGAUGCAGCAGCAGGCUGGCAGGAUGGAGUAGGGAAUCUUCCCAGCCACACCAGAGGCUACUGAGUUUUGGUGGAAAUAUAAAUAUUUUUUUGCAUAACCAAGUCUUCUACAAGUAUUAUUUAAAAGAGUUACUGGGGGUUGGGGAUUUAGCUCAGUGGUAGAGCGCUUGCCUAGGAAGCGCAAGGCCCUGGGUUCGGUCCCCAGCUCCGAAAAAAAGAAAAAAAAAAAAAGAGUUACUGGAACUUUGCCUCUAGUAGUAUUUGCAUGUGUCUCUAAGAGCCAACCUGGGUCAGGGGCUAGUCUUCUUAGAAACCCUCACCAGUCAGUCACACCUCAGUCUACUCCAGUCCUCUUCCACAAGGCAAAUGAAGCCACUGUCCCACCUCUUGGAUCACAGUCUCCUCUUCUUUACCACUCUUUGCAGGAAAGCCAGAGGACCUUCUUAACCUAAGACAAGCAAGUCCACCUCUGGACUCUCUGGGCCUGAGAGCAUUAUCCUCAGACUUGUGCUUUUUUUUUUUUUUUUUUUUUUUUUUGCCCAUGAAUUCCAGACUCACUCCACCCUGUACACUUUUGCUUUCAGGGGAGUUUGAUGAAAAGCCCUUAGUAUUUUUUCUUAAUUAUUCACGAAGCCUGAAGACCCUCAUAUUUGACUCUUUGACUUGGCGUUUGCUAGAUGUUUCUGGGACUUGAAACUCCCAGAAGGGGGAGAGCAAGGGAGAGCUGCACCUCAAUUAAAGAUUCAAGGCCAAAUGACUCAAGUUUGAAAUUAGCUUUCAAGCCAGGGCUAAAUUAUCUAGGGCUACUUUUAGUCCCUUUGAAGCCAUCCAUAUCCCUUGCCCCCUAGUUAACAUCCUUGUGACUACGAAAACCUUACACUACUAUUCUUAACAGACCACUAGUUUCCACAAAUCCAAAAGCUAAAAAUGUCACUGGGUAGCACCUGAAACCCACAACAGAGUGCCCCUCUUUACUGAAACUUGCCAAUUGAGGUCCCCACCAAAUGACUUUCCUUGCUGUGUAACAAACCAGGCACAUACCUGUAAUCCCAGCACUCAGAGGCAGAGGCAGGCAGCUCUCCCGGGUUGGAGGUCAGCCUGGUCUACCGAUCAAGUUCCGGGACAGCCAGUGCUACACAGAGAGACCCUGUCUCGAAAACAGCAACAACAAAACCAAAGUAAAACAAAGACACUUCCAAUGUGGAACAUAGUAUUUGGGGAAACAUGAAUCUGUGUUCCUGACCAUGGACAAGCAUAUUUGGUUCAGAAAGAAACUAUCUCAUUCACUUUAAGAAUGCUUUGGCCUGGACUUCCCUCCCUGCAUUAAAAUCCUGUUUAUUCCUUGGAGCACCUAGGUUGCAGUCUCAUGAUCACCUUUAUAGUUCUGUCAAAAUGAGUUGCCUCCUCAGUUCAUUUGCAUACAAAGUGCAUGCAAGCAGGGGUGUGUUGCUGGGUAGAACCCAGCAGGUAGUAUGUACUUAGCUCAACAGACUUUCCAUUGAGGUUUUGAGACAGGAUUUCAUUCUGUAGGCCCGUUGGUCUUGAACUCUCAAGAAGCCUACUAUAGUCUUCUGAGUGCUAGGAUUACAUACAGGUUUACGUGUCCCAGGCUGACCUCAUAAUUGAAGAUGACCUUGAACUUCUGAUUCUGUCUCCACAUACCCAGAGCUUGGGAGUUUGCCAUAACACCCGGUUUAUGAAGUGCUGGGGAUGGAGCUCAGAACAUGUUUGCUAGAAAAACACUGCAUUCCCAACCCCUAAGAGAAACCCAAACAUGCUCAUAUACUGAAGGGAUAGAUAGCACCAGCAGUUUUCUAUUAACCACGAGAUAAGCCGGAUGCAAGUCUCUCCAGUCAGAAGUGGAAAGAGUAGGGGGUAAUGGAAAUGGAUCGAGCUCUUCUUGAUUCUAUAUUUCACUAAGGAAUGUGAUGACGGCCGUCUGCAGAGGGUCUUGAGUAGUUCCGUGGUUGUUAAAACGGUAACGGGGUGCAGACGGACCCAACCACUACACUUUGCACCCGCUACUGUUGCUUAUUGUCUUUGAAAGCGGUUUCGGGUAUGUUAGCUCGAUAAGCCAAUGUUUUACCCUCCACUCCCUGGUCCUGAGGAUUAAAUGCAUGUUUACACAGCAGGCUCUCCACCACCCAGCUAGAUUAUACUGGCCCGCUAUAUUUCGUUUAUUUUAAAAUUUAUUAGAGAAAGGGGCUAAAUUGCCCAGGCUGAACUCGAAUUCCUGCCUCAGGGUCCCUAAUCGAUUACGAUUAUAGGCCUGCACUGUCAGGUCUGAUUACACGUUUACAAACUACACGCGUUUACAAAGGACUGUGAAUUCACAAACGGAAAACCGCUGAAAAGGGGCCGAUUCCGCGAUUAAACCACCACGCAGGCGCACUGGAAUUCACUGCACUCUUUGCUACCCAGAAUUCCCGGGGCGGUGGAGACCACUCGCUCAACAGAACGGGGGAGACCUGGGUAGAGAGGCGGGCCUGCUUAGGUGCGCUGGAAGUUCCCGUGAGCCUUUGCCCCCCUCUCGUGUGAGGAGUGGUCUGUUCCAAGCCCUUAAGAAUAGGACGCUCACACGUUGCUCUUUCUCUGCGGCCAUCAUGGGAUCAUGUUCCUCAUCUUCCUGUAGCUGGUACUUUCGCCAUGGCCUGCACUCGGCGGGCCGCAGCCAUGCUGAGCCCGGGCCCGGUCUCCCAGCACCGCCCUGGGCGCUGCGCAGAUCUAGGGGAGCCUGACAGGACGUUGACAUCGUGGAAUAGGAGCACUAUCCCACCAUGAGGUUGGGAAGUUAGGGUGGAAGAUUGCCAGCAGCCAUGGCCUCCCAUGAGGGUGUCCCUUUCAAGUUUGAGAACGCACUGGGGGACUGCAGAUGGUGUUGACAGCAGCUGAGGCUACAUUCCCAGGAGUCUCCAGCCAUCACCCCAAAAGCAAGGUGUGGGUCAGCCAACUUUUGUUCUGGACAGGCACGGUUGGUGGUCCUGUCUCCCACAGGAUCUUCUGUACCAUUUAAUAAAGUUUUGUUUAUAAGACUGA